CGUUUAUCGUCUUACCGCCUUCGCCUCACAACUUUAUAUUUACUUACUCAGCCCUACUAUCACUAUCAUUCUUAUCCCUCUUCCUUAUUCUUUCACAUAUAUUGUUAUCUAUUUAUCCUCUAUCACUAUGCCAGACAAGAAGGCAGAAGUGCCUCCUAAUGAAUCUGUAACUUACAGCUCGGGGGCUCAUGACGGGCCUCCGGAUUUAAGGCUUGUGCACUAUAAUGACGUCUAUCACGUUGACCAGUCAAGUAGCGAACCGGUAGGAGGUGCCUCACGAUUCAUGACGCUCAUAAAACAUUAUGAAGAAGACGAGAAAUUCAAGGGCCAACCAAAUUUGGUGACUCUGUUCUCCGGGGACGCUUUCAAUCCCAGCUUGGAGAGUUCCGUCACCAAAGGUGACCACAUGGUGCCCCUGUUGAACAACAUAGGGACAGAUGCUGCUGCUCUAGGAAAUCAUGACCUUGAUUUUGGAGUCCGCCAAUUCAAACAUCUCUCUUCCAAGUGCAAAUUCCCAUGGCUCAUCGCGAACGUGUUGGAUCCCGCCUUGGGAGACUCGGUUCCCAUCGGGAAUUGUAAAAAGACGCACUUCAUUACCACUUCUAACGGCAUCAAGAUUGGCUUGAUAGGGCUUGGCGAACGCGAAUGGCUUGCUACCAUUAACAGUCUCCCCCCUGAUCUUGUCUACAAGUCUGCCACUCAGACCGCUAAGGAGCUUGUCCCGCAGCUCCGAGCCGAAGGAGCCGAUAUUGUCAUCGCGUUAACUCACAUGCGAGAACCGAACGACAAUAAGCUUGCCGAGCAAACCGACGGCAUUAUCGAUAUCAUCCUCGGAGGCCAUGACCAUUACUAUAGUCAUAGCGUAAUCAAAGGGACCCAUGUCUUGCGUUCAGGAACGGACUUUAAGCAGCUGAGUUACCUCGAAGCCAGGCGGAAGACCGACGGCUCGGGUCGAUGGGACGUGGAUAUCAUACGGCGGGAUACCACGUCUGCCAUUCCAGAACACGGACCUACCAUUGAGCUAGUCGAGAAGUUGACUUCUAGCCUAAAAGCAACUCUCCAGAAGCCCAUCGGCUAUACGGCCGCACCUCUUGAUGCUAGAUUUAGGACCGUUCGACUGAGGGAAAGUAAUAUCGCCAAUUGGGUGUGCGAUAUCAUGCGACAUUACUACUCUGGAGAUUGUAGCUUGAUGGCUUCGGGCACCGUUCGUGGUGAUCAGGUCUAUCCCCCCGGCCCUGUUCUGCUGAAGGAUAUCAUGAAUUGUUUCCCGUUCGAGGAUCCUGUCGUGGUGAUUAAAGUCACGGGACAAGCUAUAUGGGAUGCCCUGGAGAACGGGUUGUCUCAGUAUCCCGCCCUCGAGGGACGUUUCCCGCAGGUGUCCAACAUCACCUUCAAGUUUGAUGGGGAGAAGCCUAGCGGGUCGCGCAUAGUCUCCGCCACGAUUGGCGGGGAGCCGAUAGAUAUGGCUAGAAAAUAUGUCCUCGUCACGCGAGGUUAUAUGGCCCGCGGAAAAGACGGUUACGAUAGCCUCUUGAUAGAGGAGGAAGGCGGACAGGCGGAAGAAAUCGUGUCCGAAGAGAACGGGAUCCUGAUCUCUAUGAUGCUUCGCCAGUACUUCAUGUCUCUCCGUGUGAUGGGACAAUGGAAAUAUUGGGGGAACAAUAUUGAUCGGCACUGGAACCGCGUCACCAGCAAGGUCAACGAGACCCAUACGCACCACGACCCGGCGAAGAGUCCCGCAAGUCCAAGUACGGGGACGAAGGCUUCGGGCUGGGACAACUGGACGCCGCAAAAGAUCCGGGAGCGGAAGUCGUCGAUAGUCCGGGCCGACGAAUCCGACGACGAAGACAGCGAUAAGAGCUACGACGCGAAGCGAGGACUGAUCCCCGAGAUCGAGGCGAUCGACAAGGAGAUGCAGAUUAUGCGCAGAGUCUUUGCUAAAUGGGCAAGGAUCGCCCGCGUAGAGAGCCGCCUCGGAGAGGAGCUGAAGGACGGCGAGUUUGCGGUCGAUUGGACUAGGGCCAUCGCGCCGAGAGUUGAGGGGCGGAUUAUAUGUGUUGGUGGCGAGCAGAAAUAGGUGGUAUCCCGCAGCUUUCGAUGAUUGCGGAGGAGUACGGAGUACUCAUUACGAAGGUGAUGAUUUGUUAUGAAUUUAUGGUUCUUAAAUGAGUAGAAAAGACACGAUCUAUUAGAGCGGGUUUAUGUCAAUGAUGAGCCUAAUGAGAGCCUGUGCAAGCAGGCAUGUAAGACAGGAAUCGCGUUUCCUUCAUUCGUAUCCUGUAAUCAUGGUUGGCGUCGUAUUUCCAGAUGGUAGCCAUUGUUAUGGUGAAGAUAGAAAGAAAGCUAUGGAUAACUCUAACAGGAG
Molecule: messenger RNA, 2365 nt
Organism: Annulohypoxylon truncatum
Lineage: Eukaryota; Fungi; Ascomycota; Sordariomycetes; Xylariales; Hypoxylaceae
Product: Metallo-dependent phosphatase
Exons: 5
Coding region: 128-2077 (649 amino acids)
Biological process (GO): nucleotide catabolic process
Molecular function (GO): hydrolase activity
Source: RefSeq, a predicted model, not a curated record